Molecule: messenger RNA, 1212 nt
Organism: Laccaria bicolor S238N-H82
Lineage: Eukaryota; Fungi; Basidiomycota; Agaricomycetes; Agaricales; Hydnangiaceae
Exons: 4
Coding region: 1-1212 (403 amino acids)
Source: RefSeq, a predicted model, not a curated record
AUGGAGGCUCAGUUGACGGCAUUGGAGGCAGUCACCGACGACAUCUCCACCUACCUUGCCGGUCGUCUUCGGCACAAAUUGUUUGACUUUCCGAAUGAUUAUCCCGCCGAGUCACUGUCUCAGGGACUCGUUACCCACUGUGAACGAGCUAUUGCCGUAAUCGCCGAAGCCUGGACAAACCCGCCAAUCGUGGUCAACUGGGACAUUGACGAUUAUAUCGGCGCCAUUGGAAAGCAGCCGACGGGCACUUGCAUUCUUGUGGAGACAGCCAUUGCUUCCAAGUUCCCUCCCGCAUUUCCGGAGCAUAUUGAUGUCGUCGAGGGAAACCCUACAAGAGUCAAUGACCGAAUGGGGCAUAUCCUUGCAUGGUAUCUUCCGGGGAUUAUGUCGGAAGAAUUACAGGCUCAGGUCCGAGCCGCUGCGAAAAUACUUCACCCGUUGCUGCAGGUACCUGACAAAAGCAAUGGCACCUGGAGGAGCAAUCCGAGAUAUUAUCGGAAUAUAUGCUUUUGCAAGUACCCUCCGGGCAUUGUCAAUCUCGUCCCGUUGUGGUAUCAAGCAGGGCACGGGCAUGAUGGAAGUCCGUUACAGGCAUCGGCGUCUUUGAAGGAAGACAAUGGAGCCGGCGAACAGUUCCUUCGGCAGGUAAUUGAAUUCCAAGCGAUUAUCGGUGGCAUUAUGAGUGUCAUUCACCCGGAGCAGCAUUAUGGGGGCCGAGGAGCACUGCUUCGAUGUCUCCGUCCUCAAUCAUCAGUGACGCUGGAUAAGGAUUGUUUGCAACGGAUCAUGAAGGUUUGGGGAACUGCCUUCACAGGUCUGUCGGUAAUUAGUGAAAGAGAAACACCUCUGCACCGGGAUGGUCAGAAUGCAGAUUGGAUGUAUGACCUUCUGGUCAAUCUAUCCUCCCAUGUCAACCCUGACCUUCGGGUGGAAUUACCUGGCAUCGGGAUUAGAUUUUGGUAUGGCUCCGGAACAGUUCUGUCAAUUCUUGGGAAGGCGGUAAGGCACGGAGUAUCCAGGACGGACACAGACCGAUACUGUCUUGCUUUCUUUAUGAGAGAAAGGGUCUCUGAACGUUUGGGGGGUGUUCCACACGUGGUCAUGAUGUCUGAAGAGGUGUUUAAGAAAUGGUUGUCUCUGGACGAGCCGGAUAGAGUCAAGGCAAUGUUACGUAUUCAAGGUAGUGGCUUCCUUCUACCACUUGAAUGCUAG